AUGAACGUCGCAGUGCGCGGCCCAGGCCUGGUGGUCACGGCGCAGGCCGGGCACUCGUCUCGCGAUGCCCUCCCUGGAGCCGCUCAGCCGGCCCCGCGCGCGUCCAACGCGCCGCGGAACGGUUCCUUGAGAUCCAAGGGCCGCAUCUCGCGCACCGACGGCGCGGGAAAGUCCAACGUCGUCGCGUACACGAGCACCGCCCUCGCCUCCCCCGCCACCGAAGUCGACCUCCCGGCACACCUCCGGACCAUGAAUAUCGUCUUCGUCUCCUCCGAGGUCGCUCCCUGGUCCAAGACCGGAGGCCUCGCCGACGUCAUGGGCUCCCUCCCCGAGGCCCUCGCGGCGCGCGGCCACAGGGUGAUGGUCGUCACGCCGCGGUACAACGGCGUGCCGGAGGAAGCGGAGCCGUCCGGGACGGUGGCGGACGCGCAGGGUGCUGAUGUGCACUACAGUGUGUUGCAAAAGGACGGAGUGGACUACGUGUUCGUGGACCACCCGUCGUUUUCGCGGCCGGGCGGGCUCUACGGCGACGUCUUCGGGCCGUUCGGCGACAACCAGUGGCGCUACAAGACGCUCUGCCUCGCCGCGCUCGAGGCCCCGCUCCUGCUCGACGUCCCCGGACGCGGCCGCUAUGGCGAGGACUGCGUGUUCGUAGCCAACGACUGGCACGCCGCCAUGGUGCCGGUCUACCUCGCCGCCAAGUACCGCGCGCACGGCGUGUACCAGUCCGCGCGGUCCAUCCUCGCCAUCCACAACCUCCGCCACCAGGGGGUGUUUCCGCCGGGGACGUUCAAGGACCUCGGUCUGCCGGACCAGUGGUACGGCUGCCUGGAGUGGCAGUACCCGCCGCACCAGCGCAUGGGCGCGUACGAGGAGGAGGGCCGCGCGGUCAACACCAUGAAGGCGGCCAUCAUCACGUGCGACCGCGUGGUCACGGUGUCCCCGACGUACGCGGGCGAGAUCCAGUCGCCCGAGGGCGGCUGGGGCAUGGAGUGGCUCCUCGGCUCGCGCGCCCCCGUCGUCAACGGCGUCCUCAACGGCAUCGACGGCGAGGACUGGGCGCCGGAGACGGACCGCUUCCUGCCCACGAACUACGGCCUCGAGGACUUCAAGGAGGGCAAGAAGGCGAACAAGCUCGCGCUGCAGAAGGAGCUCGGGCUCCCCGAGAACCCCGACGUCCCGAUGGUGGCCUUCAUCGGGCGCCUCGACCAGCAGAAGGGAACGGACAUCCUGUUGGAGAGUCUCCCGUGGCUCAUGGCGCAGGGCGCGCAGCUGGUGUGCCUCGGGACGGGCACGUCGGACCUCGAGAACGGCCUGCGCUGGGCCGAGGGCGCGUACCCGCAGCAGGCCCGCGGCUGGGUCGGGUUCAACGUCGAGAUGUCGCACAAGAUCACCGCCGCCGCCGACAUCUUCAUUAUGCCGAGCAGGUUCGAGCCGUGCGGGCUGAACCAGAUGUACGCGAUGCGGUACGGCACGGUGCCCGUCGUGCACGCGACGGGGGGCCUGAAGGACUCGGUGGAGCAGUACGACCCCUGGACGGAGUCGGGCACGGGAUGGCACUUCUACCCGUGCACGGCCGCGAGCCUGAUCCACUCGCUCGGGCUCGCGCUCGCGACGUACCGCGACCACCCCAAGGCCUUCGAGGGCCUCCAGCGCCGCGGCAUGGAGCGCGACCUCUCGUGGAACAAGGCGGCGGAGAGCUACGAGGAGAUCUUCCGCUGGGCCAAGAUCGACCCGCCGUACGCGUCGUGA
Molecule: messenger RNA, 1752 nt
Organism: Pedinophyceae sp. YPF-701
Lineage: Eukaryota; Viridiplantae; Chlorophyta; Pedinophyceae
Source: the annotation of a GenBank genome assembly